AGUGCUUAAGUCUAGAUCUCUGUGGCAUCAGGCUUAUUUUUCAGUUGGAUGUGGUCAUCCCCUCCCCCCCAUCGGCGUCUGUUUCUCCUUUGGAGAGGAUCUCGACAAAAUAUUACUAUGUUGCUGGAGUGACGUUAUAUAACUUCUUACAAGAGAUACAUGCUGGACGCCCAAUUCAACGCCGGAAAGGAUGAGGACGGCUGGCAUAUAGGAGAGAAUUCUGAAUUGACCCUUCGGAUGACUGCAGAAUCUUACGAGAGACUUGGUCCGGGAGUUUUGGCGUCUAAAUCCAAGAAUAUAAAAUCAAGCAUGCGAAGAGCCCGGAUCCCUCUUGGUCCUAGCGGUAUUCCUCCCCACACAAAAGUGUCAUUUGAACGGUGGGAAGCUUACAGGAGGGAAAAUGGGUUGUUCGGAUGGGAUGUACUUAUUACAUGCCCACAAGAAUAUUGUGCUGAGCUACCCAACAAUUGCAAGUUGUACGACGUGAAGCCUGAGACGGUGCAUUAUAACGGUAUUCGGUUGCCGGCGAUUCUUACGAGCGGAUUCCGGUCGGAGGUGGAUGAGGAGGAUCUCACUGAUGUGCUUGAAUGGCUCGGGAUGAUAGCUAUCCAAGCUCCUCGGGUAUAUGUGAAUGACAGCAUGGAUCCUUAUGUUUGUCGUCGGAGCCAAGGGGAAGGUGAUGGGGUUAUUCUUGCGAAGAGAGUCCGGUGGCGCGGAUUGCUCGGUUCGCAAUUUGUUACCGAAGUCUUCGACACGUUCGGGACGAUGCAACUCGAUCUCACUUUAAUAACGCUUCAUGGCUGGCCCGAGGAAGGUUCCGAGGGUGACAAGAAAGUUUCAUGGUCGUGGAUUCGAGGAAGGGAGAAGAUGAUUGCGCUUCCAGCACGCGGCGAUCGGUGAAAGAUUCAGUGCUCCGUAAUGCACGUUAAACACCGGGUCCCUCAUGUUCUUUCUUCGUGUUUCCUUGGGUAUAGAUUAUUUGCACAUCAACGUGAAAACGAUCAAUCUUAGUAUUGCAGCGAGCGAGGUAUGCAAACAAUGAUCGCCUUUGUUUUCUACGACUCGUGGGAGAUUUGGCCCCCGAACCGCUGAAGAUAUCAGAGCUGGGGCUGGUCGAAUCGCAUGAUGUUAAUUAUAGAUCGCGGACACAUGUUGGUCUCGGUCGUCAUUGAUUCGAAG
Messenger RNA from Cantharellus anzutake, 1179 nucleotides. RefSeq lists its product as uncharacterized. Gene Ontology annotation, biological process: tRNA 5'-leader removal. Lineage: Eukaryota; Fungi; Basidiomycota; Agaricomycetes; Cantharellales; Hydnaceae. Gene Ontology annotation, cellular component: ribonuclease P complex. The record is from RefSeq and is a predicted model, not a curated record. The coding region runs from base 160 to 900 and encodes 246 amino acids. The transcript has 8 exons.